Molecule: messenger RNA, 722 nt
Organism: Lolium perenne
Lineage: Eukaryota; Viridiplantae; Streptophyta; Magnoliopsida; Poales; Poaceae
Source: RefSeq, a predicted model, not a curated record
CCUCGGCACGCCCACCUAGGGUCCCUAUCCAAUCGCCUCCCAGACUCCGGACCCCAUAAAUACCCUGGAAGCGGGAACUAGUACUAACCCAAUCCAAUCCGAAGUACUGCAAUCCAAAUUCCAAUCCAAGAGAAAGAGCCGAUCGUCGUGUUCGUUCUGAAAAUCGAUCGUUGCAAAUCGUAACUCGUAAGUAGCAGAUACUACUCCUCUACCUAGCUAGGCGAUGGCCCCCAGCGCGUCCAUGCUGUUCCUGAGCUACCACCAGCUCCACCACGGCCCCGCUGCCGCGGAGGCAGAAGCCGCGCCGCGCGAGGGCGGCGCCGGCGCCGGCGCCGGCGCCGGCGGCUUCCGUUUCAGCUUCCGCAACGUCUUCUCUCCCGCUGUCCUCACGCCGCCGCCGCGACGGGAUGUGGCUCCGGCGGGCACCGAGGGGAAGCAGAGGGGGUGCCACGCCGGCGGUGAUAAGGAGGCCGCGGCCGCGGCGCUGGGAAGCAGGUUCGAGGAGGCGGUGGAGCUCAGCUGCUGGUCGUCCUGAAGCUUUGCGCGUACCCUGCUGCAGUAGCCUCCGCCUCCCGCCCAUUGUAAACCAGCAUCAACAAAUGCACUGCAUUGCGCCGAUCGAGCACCGAGCGUCGAGGCCAAGGCAUACUAUAUAUGUGUAGAUAGAACGCGACUGCAUGUGUAAAUGAAGUCGAAUUUCGUUUUUUUUUUCGCAUGCCAAA